Molecule: messenger RNA, 1791 nt
Organism: Sorex araneus (European shrew)
Lineage: Eukaryota; Metazoa; Chordata; Mammalia; Eulipotyphla; Soricidae
Gene: MAF1
Product: MAF1 homolog, negative regulator of RNA polymerase III
Exons: 7
Coding region: 414-1502 (362 amino acids)
Biological process (GO): negative regulation of transcription by RNA polymerase III
Cellular component (GO): nucleus
Molecular function (GO): RNA polymerase III core binding
Source: RefSeq, a predicted model, not a curated record
GUUGUUGUCCGGUCCGGGGAGGCAGAGGUCGCUCGCGGCUUCGCUGGGGGACUGGGGGCGGUCGGCUGGCAGGUCGGUCGCGAGAGUCGGGCGCCGUGCAGGGGCGAGGCUAUGUCGCGGUGGCAGCCCGGACGGGCCGGCUGGGCCGGGAGUAACGGGACGUCUUCGCGGAGCUUCUUCCCCCGGAUAUCGUGCGGCCCGAGCGGAGACCGCGGCGCCGCCCCCCGGCCGUGAGAGGCCCGCGCCGCCCUCUCGGCGCACCACAAGCCGGCGCAGCCCGAUCGAGCCCGGCCCAGCAGGGGCUUCUGCUUUCUGGAGGGGGCUGAAUGCAGAGCCGGGCCAGCACCCAUGAAGCUGCCCCUUCCUUAGGCAACAGCAGCUAGCUCCUCAGCGCACAGGACUUCUCCGAGGACAUGAAGCUGUUGGAGAACUCCAGCUUCGAGGCCAUUAACUCGCAGCUCACCGUGGAGACGGGAGAUGCUCACAUCAUUGGCAGGAUUGAGAGCUACUCAUGCAAGAUGGCGGGCGAUGACAAGCAUAUGUUCAAGCAGUUCUGCCAGGAGGGGCAGCCCCACGUGCUGGAGGCACUGUCCCCGCCACAGACGUCUGGCCUCAGUCCCAGCAGACUGAGCAAGAGCCAAGGAGGCGAGGAUGAGGGCCCGCUGAGCGACAAGUGCAGCCGCAAGACGCUCUUCUACCUGAUCGCCACACUCAACGAGUCCUUCCGGCCCGACUACGACUUCAGCACGGCACGGAGCCACGAGUUCAGCCGGGAGCCCAGCCUCAGCUGGGUGGUGAAUGCAGUCAACUGCAGCCUGUUCUCGGCCGUUCGGGAAGACUUCAAAGCCCUGAAGCCGCAGCUGUGGAAUGCAGUGGACGAGGAGAUCUGCCUGGCGGAGUGUGACAUCUACAGCUACAACCCAGACCUGGACUCGGACCCCUUUGGAGAGGAUGGGAGCCUCUGGUCAUUCAACUACUUCUUCUAUAAUAAGCGUCUUAAGAGGAUCGUGUUCUUCAGCUGCCGCUCCAUCAGUGGGUCCACGUACACUCCCUCUGAGGCGGGCAACGAGCUGGACAUGGAGCUGGGGGAGGAAGAAGAGGAGGAGGAGGAGGAGGAAGAGAGCGGGGGUGGAGGCAGCGAGGGAGGACCUGAAGAGAGUGGCACCGUGGAGGAGGACAGGUACGUGCUGGCUGUGGUGACCCGGCCCCUGAGCCUAGAGCAGCCAAGACAGCCUGGGGCCCUCUGCCUGACCCUUCACGGCCUGCUCUGUGCCUGCUCCUGCCCAGGGUCCCAGUUAUGUGUAUGUGAGGGGCAGGAGCAGAGACCCCGGCUUCAUCCAGCUUCAACCAGUGCCUGGACCUGCCCACUUGCUGCUGACCCGACCCCGGUGCUGCCACAACUCCAGCACCAUCCAGGUCAUUUUGACUUGGCCCUUGGCCUCCUGCAUAUGGACGUCCACUCAGCCCACAGGCUUCUGCUGCCCACAUGGUGGCAGGACUGAACAGUAUCGGGCCUGUUGGGUAGAGCCUCUGCCCUGCCCUAAUGAGCUGACUGGACGGGGCUGCAGGAUCAUAGAGUUUAUUUUUGUAUUUUGUACUGGCUUGGGCCUGGGCCUGCACACUCCGGUCCCAAGGGCCAAGACCCAGCAAGCAGGCCGCCCAGUGGUCAUUCUCCUAGGCCUGGCCAAUCCCGGACGCCCACCUGUAAACCCCACCUUGCCCACUGGGCAGUGUGCACUGAGUGUCACUUUGCUGCAGCUCGUUUGUUUCCAAUAAAAGUUUGUGACUUCA